GAUCGAUAAACCGGGCCGGCGCCCGGCCAAACGCGGUUGGAUCGACGCCCCGAGUUUUGCGGCGGCACAACCUAAAAUCGACUUCAGGGCAGGCCGAGACAUAUCUCAUAAAAAAACAAAACCAAAAAAAGCCCCAACGACUAGUGUAACCCAAUGACCAACCCCGAACCAACCAAACCUUCUUCCACCCUCAUCCCCGGGCGGCUCCCCAGGCAGCGCGUCUCCCGCGCAACCGACAUCCUCCUCGACCCGGGCGGGAAAGCCGCCCAGCCGCGCUACGCCGCCUACGUCCGCGCCCGCCACCGCUUCUGGGAGGCCUUCCCGCGCGGCGGCGCCUACGUGCGGCUGCCGACGCCCGGCGCCGACCUCGAGUGCGGCUUCCACGCGCUGCGGCUGUCCAUGAUGCACCAGCUCGCGCUCUCUCCUGAUGAUGAUGAUGACGGGGUUGUUGCUGCUGAUGCCGGUGGGGCUGGCGUGGGGGCUGGUGCGGGGGCUGGGGCUGGGGCUGGUGAUCAGCUUCAUGAUCAGGACCGUGAUAGUGGUGGCGGCGGCGGCGAUGGUGGUGGUGAUGGCGGCGUAGUGCGCAUCCGCAUCCCGACGUUGGCGGAGCUGCGGCACGUGUACCGCACGGGCGCGGUCGCGCGGGAGAACGCCGCGGCGGGGAUGGACAACGACAGCUGGUUCACGGCCGACCAGCUGGCGGCCGUGUUUGCGGAGUGGGGGCGGCGGUAUCUCGACGGUUCCGGGGUGCGGUGUCAGAUGGGCUACGUCGCGGACGACGGCGUGCCGGUCAUGAUGAACACGCCCUGGGUCGAUACCGGGGAGGUCGGCGAGGGGAUUGUGCGCGUGUGGGUGUACAAUGAUGGGUGGUCGUUGAGGGGCGGGGUGGGACAUUUCGAGGGGUUGAGGAGGCCCACUGAGGAGGAGUUGGCGUCGCUGUCAGAGGGGAGGGAUGAGGACGGGAGUGGUGCGGAGGAGGAUGGUUCAGUUUGAGUCGGGAACGGGCAUCACGAAUUCAGUCUCCAUGACGCAGCUCUUCGAGGUCGCCGGGGCGGAUUGCGAUCCAGACUCGCGAACGAUUCAGACCCGCAAACUACGGCCUCGCCGCCGCCGCAUCUCGGAGUUCAGCUCGUCCACGGAAGUCGUUCAUGAAGGCCUUCUACGUCCCGGAGGGGCCGUGCCUCAUCAGGACGCCACCGGUCGCCUCGCGCAGCCCUUUCACAGCCUUUGCACCCGGAAAAGUCAACUGGGAGCGCAGUCUUUCCGCGCCGCUACUUCUUACGAGUUGAGCUUGCCGCCAUCCCUGUCAGCCCUGUCUGCCAGCGUUGCAGAUGAGGGGCCAUCGGUUU
Thermothielavioides terrestris NRRL 8126 is the source of this 1349-nucleotide messenger RNA. RefSeq lists its product as uncharacterized. The transcript has a single exon. Bases 154 to 993 code for a protein of 279 amino acids. Lineage: Eukaryota; Fungi; Ascomycota; Sordariomycetes; Sordariales; Chaetomiaceae. The record is from RefSeq and is a predicted model, not a curated record.